AUGAAAUCGAGCAUCAGGUUGCGGCGCGUGGAACAACCGGUGAUUAAAGAAACCUACAAAAGUGGAUCGCGGCAGGUCUGGGCUGCUAUCCGGACCGAAACCUGUCGGGCGCGCUCUGUCCCGCCUGACCGCGGCUUUCCGCGGCUCGGGACAGGGAGCAUCCGCACCCCUGCCCCGGCUGCUGAGAUUUUCCCGGCCGCUGCCGGCGAGGACGCGAGGCUGAACGAGGGGAAACAGCCUCAGGCUUGCGGACAGCGGGGGAUACACCAGGGAGAGGGAAUAACGUCCUGCGGAGGCCCGGGCAGCAGCGGAGCGCUGCAGGGCGCUCGGCGACAGAGACACCAGGAAGGGUUAGUGCUGCAGGAGACCACAGUGUUGUCUCUGUCCACAGAUCACCAUUUUACUGUCACUUUACUGCACCUGUUUGAGGCCCCUACUUCGGAUCAACUCAUUAUCCCGAAUAAACGAUGUGUCAUUCCCAUUAUUUAUGUUUCACUGCAGCCAAAGUAUCUGGACCUCGUUUUGGCUCUAGUCCACGUGGGAGACCUGACCACCCUGGUGUCUGGUGGAGAGGCAGCACAGCAGGGUACAACCAGUCCAGGAGAUUCCUGCAGUACCGGUGGCAACCUCCUGACACAUGUUGUAGUUGAGGAGCCGAUGAGGGGAGACACUCUGCUGGACCUCAGACCAAAAACCAAGGAAGAACACAUCAGGACAAAACACAUCCAAGGGUUCGCAAGGUGGGGGAGAGGCAGUGGGAGCGCAUUAAGCGCGAGCCGCCAGCCGAGCCGUCACUGCGCGGCUCACGGAACAUCCAUCCUGCCCUGGCUCGGGGGGGCCGUGGGAGACAGCAGCUUCACCAUCCUCACAAGAGAGAGGUUUAUGGCUGGGGUGCUUUUUUUAUUUUAUUUUAUUUUAUUUUAUUUUAUUUUAUUUUAUUUUAUUUUAUUUUAAAAUUUAUUACUAUUUUUCCCCCCCCGAGCUUCAGUUUCCAACGACUUAUUUAGAUGUAAGCAAUGACAGCUGUAAUCAUGUUUUAAAUCUUGCUUUGUAUCCUUAGUUAUAAUGUUGUUCAAUUAAUAUUCAGAAUAAUGGAAGUGAUGUGCCCCUUUGAAAAAGACUUGAAUGCAGGCCAAAGCUUUGGGAAACUGAUUCUCAAGAGGAUUAAUCAGCAUUUAAAACUUGCAUUAAUAAAAAUCUGAUCUUCUACUGUG
Messenger RNA from Parus major (Great Tit), 1214 nucleotides. RefSeq lists its product as uncharacterized. The record is from RefSeq and is a predicted model, not a curated record. The coding region runs from base 1 to 954 and encodes 317 amino acids. Lineage: Eukaryota; Metazoa; Chordata; Aves; Passeriformes; Paridae. The transcript is spliced from 6 exons.